This is a messenger RNA of Musca vetustissima, 270 nucleotides long. RefSeq lists its product as uncharacterized. NCBI's taxonomy places the organism in Eukaryota, Metazoa, Arthropoda, Insecta, Diptera, Muscidae. The transcript has 2 exons. The coding region runs from base 65 to 256 and encodes 63 amino acids. The record is from RefSeq and is a predicted model, not a curated record.
AGAGGUUAUGUCAUAACAGCUGACACUUGUUCAUUGUAAUAGGAACAAAAAUUGAACGGGAGUAAUGUCUUUGGGUAAUUUUGGAAGAAUUGCUGUUGGUUGGACUAUUUUAACUGCUGUUGGCGUCUAUUCGUUUGUGCUCUCCAAAGAAUCUGUGGAAAAACGUCGUUACGAGGACAUGCAAAUUCGUGAUCGCAUGAAAAAAGCAAAUCUUGGAGAAUACGAAUCAGUUGGCACCCGACGUUUUAACGCUUAAUUGGCAGGCAAUCA